This is a messenger RNA of Momordica charantia (bitter melon), 2213 nucleotides long. RefSeq names its product cytochrome P450, family 97, subfamily B, polypeptide 3 (gene CYP97B3). The record is from RefSeq and is a predicted model, not a curated record. NCBI's taxonomy places the organism in Eukaryota, Viridiplantae, Streptophyta, Magnoliopsida, Cucurbitales, Cucurbitaceae. Gene Ontology annotation, cellular component: chloroplast. Gene Ontology annotation, molecular function: iron ion binding; heme binding; monooxygenase activity.
CAAUCGCCAAAAAUAAGCGCCAAUUGCCACCAUUUUUAACGGUGUGCUCUAUUGGGUUAGGCAAUGACAGUCCUUAGUGGGCUUUUGUUACUCUAGAUUAGAGAAAACAGACAAAGAAAAAAGUGGUUUUCUAUUUGAAGAAUUAAAAAAUUCUAUAUCCCACUCCCACCCAGUAAUCUGAGGGCGGUUUCGUUCAUAUCUUCACUGAUUUUUAGAGUAUUUCCAAAUUUCCAUCCCCCCUUUUUGUACAUUCGGUGAUUCACUUGAUAAGCAUCACUACCCAGUUUGUUUAUUCAAGAUUGGGGCCGUGGGAAUGGGAGUGGCAAUGGCUGCCACUUCCCUUUCGAACCUGCCUUCGGCUGUCUUCCAUGGAAAUCUGCAGAGAAAUGAAUUUGGGUUUGUGGGUAUGGCGAGACAACCGUCGGUUUGCUCUGCCACUACCGCCACCGCCAAGUUUCGGAAAUCUAAUCUUAGAGGUUCGGUUGUGAGGUGCCAAUCAGCUCGAACCGAUGAACCUAAAACAAAAAGAAAUCUACUCGACAAUGCAAGCAAUCUCCUUACCAAUUUGUUGAGUGGUGGAAAUCUGGGAUCUAUGCCAAUAGCUGAAGGUGCAGUCUCGGAUUUGUUUGGUCGCCCACUCUUCUUUGCUCUGUAUGAUUGGUUCUUAGAGCAUGGAUCUGUCUAUAAACUCGCUUUUGGACCAAAAGCCUUUGUUGUUGUAUCAGAUCCCAUUGUGGCAAGAUAUGUUCUUAGAGAAAAUGCAUUUGGUUAUGACAAGGGAGUGCUUGCUGAUAUUCUAGAACCAAUAAUGGGUAAAGGACUAAUACCAGCUGACCUUGACACUUGGAAGCAGAGGAGACGAGUUAUUGCUCCAGGAUUCCAUGCCUUAUACUUGGAAGCUAUGACCAAAGUAUUCACUGAUUGUUCAGAACGAUCAAUGUUGAAAUUGGAGAAGCUUCUAGGAGAAGGUGAACGAGCGGAGGAUAAAACCAUUGAGUUGGAUAUGGAAGCAGAGUUUUCAAGUUUGGCUCUUGAUAUCAUUGGACUUGGUGUUUUCAACUAUGAUUUUGGUUCUGUAACCAAAGAAUCUCCAGUGAUUAAGGCUGUAUAUGGAACUCUUUUUGAAGCAGAGCAUAGAUCAACUUUCUAUAUCCCAUAUUGGAAAUUACCUUUAGCGAAGUGGAUAGUCCCGAGGCAGCGUAAAUUCCAUAGUGACCUUAAGGUUAUUAACAAGUGUCUUGAUGGCCUAAUACGAAAUGCAAGAGAAACCCGUGAGGAAGCCGAUGUCGAGAAAUUGCAGCAAAGGGACUACUUAAAUCUCAAGGAUGCCAGUCUUUUGCGUUUCUUAGUUGAUAUGCGGGGAGCUGAUGUUGAUGAUCGGCAGCUUAGGGACGAUCUGAUGACAAUGCUUAUUGCUGGUCAUGAGACAACUGCUGCUGUUCUUACAUGGGCUGUUUAUUUGCUUGCACAAAAUCCUUCAAAAAUGAAAAAGGCUCAGGCAGAGAUUGAUUUGGUUCUUGGCAAGGGGAGCCUAACUUUUGAAUCACUUAAAGCAUUGAAGUACAUCAGACUUAUUGUUGCAGAGACUCUUCGUUUGUUUCCCCAGCCACCAUUGCUGAUAAGACGAGCUCUCAAAUCGGAUACAUUACCAGGAGGAUACAAUGGUGACAAAAAUGGAUAUACAAUUCCUGCAGGGACUGACAUAUUCAUCUCUGUUUACAAUCUCCACAGAUCUCCAUACUUCUGGGAUAAUCCUCAAGAAUUUGAACCAGAGAGAUUUCAGGUAAAGAAACCAAGCGAGGGAAUUGAAGGAUGGGAUGGUUUUGACCCAUCUAGAAGCCCUGGAGCUCUAUACCCGAACGAGAUUGUAGCAGACUUUUCCUUCUUACCAUUUGGUGGAGGCCCUAGAAAAUGUGUGGGAGAUCAGUUUGCUCUAAUGGAGUCAACUAUAGCAUUGGCGAUGUUGCUGCAGAAGUUUGAUGUGGAACUAAAAGGAGGUCCAGAAUCUGUAGAACUUGUUACUGGGGCCACUAUUCACACCAAAAAUGGGUUGUGGUGCAAACUGAGAAGAAGAUCACAAGUAAAUUGAUAUGUAACAUUCUUGUCACCCCCCAAGAAUAUGGUACACUAUGAUACAUGAUAACAAUGCUUGGGGAAUAAUUUCUUUCUUCUGAUAAAAAGAGAAUUUAUUUAGUGGAAUGCCGGUUCACUAA